AAGUUAUUCCACUAAAAAUCUCUAUCUCUCUCUCCGGCCAUCCCUCCCACAACCACCACCACCGCCGCCGCCGGAACCGGAUCCGAAGCGAUCCGAAGCAUCCUUAUCCAGGCGCGCGACCAUGCCAGUCUCGACGGCGACGUACUGGUGCUACAGCUGCGUCCGCUUCGUCACCGCCCUGCCCCGCGUCGGCGACGGCGACGGCUCCGUCUCCUGCCCCUUCUGCGACGGCGGGUUCAUCGAGGAGAUGGAGGCCGGGGCGGCGCUGCCGAUCCGACACCCGGCGGUCCACCCCCGCCGCCGGUUGGACGCUCUGUCCGAAGACGACCCCCACCCGGAUCCCGACGUCAGCGUCCGGCCUCGCCGGAGGAGGGCCAACGGCGGCGGCGGCGGCGGCGGCGACCGGUCGCCGUUCAACCCCGUCAUCGUCCUGCGUGGGACCGCCAGCCCCGACGCCGAGACCAGCGCCUUCGAGCUCUACUACGACGACGGGGCCGGAUCGGGCCUCCGGCCGCUGCCGGCGACGAUGUCGGAGUUCCUGAUGGGGUCGGGGUUCGAUCGGCUGCUCGAGCAACUCUCGCAGCUGGAGCUGGCCGGGAUCGGGCUCGGUCGGUCCGAGAACCCACCCGCGUCCAAGGCCGCGGUGGAGUCGAUGCCGACGGUCGAGAUCGGCCGCGGGCAGGUGGCCGCCGAGCUACACUGCGCCGUCUGCAAGGAGGCGUUCGAGCUCGGGGUGGAGGCGCGGGAGAUGCCGUGCAAGCACGUGUACCACUCCGACUGCAUCUUGCCGUGGCUGGCGGUCCGGAACUCGUGCCCCGUGUGCCGCCACGAGCUGCCGGCGGCGCCGGAGGAUGCGGCGGCCGCGGACCAGGAGGCGGUGGGGAUGACAAUAUGGAGGCUGCCGGGAGGGGGAUUCGCGGUGGGGAGCUUCAGGAGGGGCGGCGGAGCCGAUAGGGAUAGGGAAUUGGAGCUGCCCGCGGUCUUCACGGAAAUGGACGGCGGGUUCGAGAACGGAACUCCGAGGAAUAUGUACUGGGGGCUGAGGAGGAGCAGGAGCAGGGAAAGAAGCGGGUUCCGUAGGCUAGUGAGGAACAUCAUGAAUCUGUUCGGUCGAUCGAGGUCGAACAGUGACAAUUACCCGGAACGCGAUUCCGGGUUUAUGAGGAGGACUCGGAGCGUUUCAAGCUCGAGCUCGAGCUCGGGGAUCGGGAGGUUCGACAGCAGGCGGAGCACAAGAGCUUUUUUCAUGGAGGGGAUUUGAACUAGAAUUAGAGUUAGAAUCUGAGGCCGGAAUGAACUCCUUCCUUUCUUUCUUCCCUUCUUUCUUUUUCCUUUAUGGGUUCUAAAUCGUGCUGAGUGGGGAGAUAUUUAAUUUAUUUGUAGAUGGAGCCGAUUCAAAUUUGUAACUGUAUAUAUAUGGGAAUAGAAUGAGAUGCAAAUCUCUUUUUGGGGGAAGAGAUCUUGGGACGCAGAUGGCAGUGUUCUUCGUCGCCCCGCUGUCGGUGGCCACGAAUCAUGAGGAGGGUAAAAAUGAUGUUAUCUUGAAGAUUUUACUCGGAUCGGUGUUAUUGAUUCUGUUCCCCA
Eucalyptus grandis is the source of this 1584-nucleotide messenger RNA. RefSeq names its product E3 ubiquitin-protein ligase RDUF1. Gene Ontology annotation, molecular function: ubiquitin protein ligase activity. The transcript has a single exon. Lineage: Eukaryota; Viridiplantae; Streptophyta; Magnoliopsida; Myrtales; Myrtaceae. Gene Ontology annotation, cellular component: cytoplasm. The record is from RefSeq and is a predicted model, not a curated record. Bases 122 to 1261 code for a protein of 379 amino acids. Gene Ontology annotation, biological process: protein ubiquitination.